AUGUCGGAAAUGCAUGAAGUACAGCUGUCCGGGCUGUGUGAAGACAGCGGUGACCUGCAGGUGGACGGCAUGCCUGGCGAGAGUGACCUUCUGCAGAUGGAGGUAGGCAGUGGGAAGCAGGAGCCAUCCCCGAAGCAUUCCUGCAGCUGGACCCUGCCACAACCCCAGGCGGAAGGCCCAGUGGAGGAGGAGGGGGUCCAGCCUAUGGUGGAACCAGAAGGGGACCGAGGCCUUGCUAACUGGCCCACCCUGAGGGAGCAGCCAGGCCUGAUCACUGGCCCUGACCUGGAGAUCAAGGAACAGGGUGAGGAAUUUGACGACUGGGAGGACAACUACAGCUGUCUGGAGGAGGAGCAGCUGAGUGGUGCAUGCUACAUAGUAUCAGCAGCCCUUGAAGAAGUUAACAGGAUGUUUCUGAGACCAUUCAGAGCAGGAGAAGCAGCACUGAGUGGCAGUUUUCAGAUGCAUUAUGAAAUGACCCUGUUUAACCAGCUGGCUUUUAUUGAAGAGCUUGUUUCACUUAUGGUUGUCAGUUGUCUAACUGAAGAACUCGGCUGUGAUGAGAUUAUUGCUAGACAGUAG
Messenger RNA from Molossus molossus (Pallas's mastiff bat), 582 nucleotides. Its product is annotated as EP300-interacting inhibitor of differentiation 1-like. Gene Ontology annotation, biological process: negative regulation of DNA-templated transcription. The record is from RefSeq and is a predicted model, not a curated record. The transcript has a single exon. NCBI's taxonomy places the organism in Eukaryota, Metazoa, Chordata, Mammalia, Chiroptera, Molossidae. Bases 1 to 582 code for a protein of 193 amino acids. Gene Ontology annotation, cellular component: nucleoplasm. Gene Ontology annotation, molecular function: transcription corepressor activity.